Porites evermanni is the source of this 13109-nucleotide messenger RNA. Lineage: Eukaryota; Metazoa; Cnidaria; Anthozoa; Scleractinia; Poritidae. The record is from the annotation of a GenBank genome assembly.
AUGGCAAGCAACAACGAUUCCCCAAUGUCCGGUCUCCUCCUUCUUCCGAGCCCUACCAUGGAGCGAGCUACUUCAUCAACCGGAAGGCUUAAUUCUCGCUCAAAAGAAGUUUUCUUAAACACGCCUUCGCCGCUGCGUAAAAUGGCUAGUCAGUUAUCAUCAAGCUUUCGUAGUUUUCGGUCCAGCAGCGGAAAUGAGAACCACCAGCACCAUCAUCAUCACCAUCAUCAUAGAGGAUGUCUUAAUGGUAGUGGCAGGGACAGAUGGAAAAGUAGAACUGAGUUUAUAUUGAUGCUGAUUGGUUAUACGGUUGGUCUUGGUAAUGUGUGGAGGUUUCCUUACUUGUGUCAUAAAAACGGCGGAGGUAAGAUAACAAUGAUUUACUGGUACCAAAAAAUAACCAACUAAAGGUUCAUAGUCACCUAUAGUUUUCACUCAAAUGGCUUUCAACAAUACGACUAUCUCGAGAAGCAAAUCAAGAGAUAGCCUAAAGCAGUAGUCUCUACUAUUUCCGUUUGCUUUUCACCCUAAAAAUGGCACAUUCCUUCUCCUCCGUCACACUAAAAACAUUAUACUUAACGCAAAGUGUCUUUAAUUAUAUCUUCACAGCUUCUUUCCUUAUCCCAUACGGAAUUAUGCUGGCACUAGAGGGCAUACCAUUAUAUUACAUGGAACUAUGCAUUGGACAACGAAUGCGGAAAGGCUCCGUCGGAGUCUGGAGCGAAAUUUCACCUUACCUGGGAGGGGUAGGGAUAGCAUCCGUGGUGGUUUGCUUCUUAGUUUCACUGUAUUACAACGUCAUUAUUGCGUGGUGUGUUUUCUACUUUUUCAAGUCCUUUGAACAUCCUUUACCUUGGUCUUCAUGUCCACUCGAGCCAGUAACAGUCGGUAAUAUUACUACAAUGGGGCCUGUGCAUGAAUGCAACGUGUCCGCAUCUGCAACAACGUAUUUCUGGUAUCGAACAACGCUACAGAUAUCAUCAAACAUUGAGGACAGCGGUGGAAUCAACUGGAAGAUUUAUGCAUGCUUAAUUGGAACUUGGGUCCUUAUUUGGCUGUGUAUGAUGAAGGGAACCAGGAUAACAGGAAAGGUAGAAGUACCUAACUUAGAGAGAUACUACAUAACUGAAUGGGCGUUGUGAACACCUUUCCUAGCAGGAGACUCUGUUGCACAAGACCGGAAUUCGUGAAUGUAUUUUCAAUUUUUUUUUUCAUCUAUUCAUUUGGAGAUAGCAUCAUCCUCAACAGAUAUUAGGGAGCUUAAGCAACGACGACGGCGACGGCAACGGCAACGGCAACGGCAACGAGAACGGCAAAAAAGAAGUAGGUUUGGAUUUGCAAAACAACAAACCUGCACGUGCAUCACAUUUCUUUGCCGUCGUUGCACGGCCACGACGUGGAACUUCUAGGACGUGAACGCAAGACAACGAUUUCCUUUUUUUUCUGAACUUCAAUAUAAUCCCAGAAGAGUUCCCCAACAUUAAACAAAUUGUGUGAAAUGGAGCAAGAGUAAUAUAUUUUGAAACAGCGCGAACUUGCUUCCUAAGUGGCAUUUUCACUGCCGUUGCCGUCGUGGUUGCUUACACUCUCGAUUACUGACGAUGGUGGAGGUGACGGAGGGAGUGGACUGAGAAAAUUGUCCGUUUCUCUUUUCGGAAUGAAAAGACUAUGAAUUUUGCUAAAAAUUCUUAAAAAACAUUAGAGCGAAAGGAAAUGAAAAAGGACACAGGUUAUUACUGUUGGUUUCUUGUUGGUUGCUGGUGUAUCUAUAUCUUUUACAUUGAUGAAUCAUAUCUGUGCUUUGAAAACGGAAGCGGGUGUACCGUGACGAAUAACUUAGUAACAGUUAGGAGAUCUUAAGACAUUUUCUUACUUGAUCUGAAGCUAGAGAAUAAUGGAACCGAGAGAGAGAAAGAAUUUCACUAAUCAAAAGUUAUUUUUAGAGAAUGUAAUUAAACGGAAGUCUGUUUCCUGAGACGUGUGCAUAUUUUAAUCAAUUGUUUGAAAUGUCACCAAGUCCUCGCGUGACUGCCUUAAAGCAAACAAAGCAGAAUAUUAUGAUGGGGACUGUUGAAUUCUCUCUUGACAACACUGAAUAAAAGUUUGAGGACCUCUCCGGAAACCAACUUUAGAUUAAUUUCAAGAGUUCACUUGGUCUAAAAAUAGUUCGCUGAAAUUCACUUAUCCCGAGGGCUAGAGUGGGCGUUUCCCUCUCGGUUCCAUCAUUUUCUCUUGUCUGAAGCUAAUAUACCAGCGUCCAUUUUGAUUUAAUAUUUUCACAGAUCGUAUACUUGACUGCCACGCUACCUUUGAUCUUGUUGAUAAUAUUCUUCUUUCGUGGAGUUCAUCUGAAAGGAUAUCAAGAAGGACUGGCUUUACUUUUUAUACCUGAAGUAAGACGUUAUUUAAUAAAAGAGCUCGUUACAAGGUCAAAGUAGACACAACAACAAACAAAUAAUACUACACACACGCUAAAAACACUUCUGUCAGUCGUGAAACUUUCAGUGGUACCGCGCACUAGGCACUAUUAUUCUGCAAAAGAAACCUUGAACUAAUCUACGUACAUGCCAAAUUACUCUCCACAUCAGACUCGUAUACCAAGUGUUUAUCACUGUGGUAUUUGGUGCUCGGACUUUCCUUGAAACGAGUCUGCCUCCACAUCAAGCGAUAAAUGGAUUCGAAGAGAAGUAAAGUUCCAUGCAAAACAUGGAAACAAAAGCAAGACUUUCGUAAGGCGCUAGUUUCAAUUUUAAAUCCCCUGCAAUUAAAUUGAGCAAGCUCUAACUUGUCGAAGUUGUCUUUCCUUAUUUUCAAAGUGAGCGUUGGGAAAACGUAAUGUUUCUUCUUUUUCCGUUAGUUUGACCGUCUCAAGGAUCCACUUGUGUGGCUGGAUGCUGCGGUGCAGAUCUUCUAUUCUCUGGGUGUGGCCUAUGGAUCAUUAAUAGCUUUCUCCAGUUACAAUCCUAUAAAAAAUGAUUCAACAAGAGACGCUAUAACAGUUUGCCUCAUCAAUUGCGCUACUUCGAUAUACGCAAGUGUUGUGGUGUUCGCUUUCAUAGGUUUUCAGGUAUAUUAUAAUUUUGCUUUUCUGCCCCUGGGCCUAACAAUUGUACAUAGUGCGUUUGAGAAAUACCAUAAUAUCUAGCUUUAGCCAAGGCCACAAGUGAAGCUCUCGUGGUAACUUACUUUCUGAAGGAAAGUUUUCUGAGCCUGCGAUCACAUGAAUGCCAUAACUGGUUAACGAAGAACUUUAAAAAACACGUCACCUCAAGCAGAUGUACUCUUGGGUCUGCGAUACAGCCAUGAGACACUGGUCAGCGGAUUCUCUAUUUUGACAGCUGUCAUUGAUCAUAACAUGGAUGCCCAAUACCAAGUUGAACACAAUUUGUUCUUGCCUUGGAUUUAAAACACAUCCGCUACCAUGAAGGGGCGGACGUACGGACAGACAAAUGGACGAUUUUGACAGAACGAAAAAUUCCUGGAUACAUACAUAACUAAAUCGUCUUACACUUGAUUCGCCGCUGCGCGCACUUCGCGCGCGUGAGAGCUUCACUACCACCACUGUUGUCCCUCAUAAUAAAACUAGUAAUAGUCGACACUAUAGCUGCCCCGCUCUGUAUAUUGUCGGUCAAUGGCAUUCUUGGUCGUUGUGUAGCACUUUGAAAUAUGCCCAUUCAUAAUGAAGAUUUUCACACAUAUUCCAUACAAUAGGUGAGAUAAAUACAGGAAACGCAAGGUUCCAUGCACCUUUUCAGUUCGAUUUACACAGUUUUGAUGAAAACAUUCUCAGUUUCGAGAAUAGUUUAUUCUAAACAAUAAGAAAAGAUUUAAUUAGAAAUUCAAUUUUUCGCUAUUUCUCUUUCACUUUUUACAUUCGGUUAUUUUUUUUGCCUGAAAGUAAGCCUUAGAAAUUAAAAGGACGAUUGAUUAAUUCACGCUCGCGCAUUCUAGUCUUAUUUUAAACUUUAUAACGGAAGGACAUCUGCGAGCAGGGAGUAAGUCAGCACGGAAUUUGAUUGUCGGCGAAUUUCUGUAAUUGUCCAUCGUUCUGCUGGUGAUAAGCUAGCAGUUGUUCACUCGUCUUGCUUGUUUGGGGCUGAGUCUUAUUCCGGUUAAAGAGAGAGAGGAGAGUUAAAGUGUCUAGCAAGGUUUCCAAUUAAAGAUUUGUGUCUGGCAAACUCUCCAAGUGUUCAUAUAUACACAGUUAUACGCACCUUAUAACUUCAUCUGCCAUUAACGAGUGUCUUUUGGUCCAUAACUUUCAAAACAACUGCUCCCCAGAAUGUCACUGACAACACGUAACGCAAAAAGAGUAUCGAAGUAUGACUGCACAAUAAAUGUCACAAAAUGUACCUAUUGUGUGUUUUCACAUGACGUCAUGGCGGCCAUAUUUGUGUCCCAAAACAAUGAAACGGGGGCCAUGUUUGUGUCCCAAACUACAGUUCUGUCGGAGUUGAACUCUUUUCUUAUGUAAACGCUUUCUUUUGUUCCAAUAAAUUUGCAUAGAUGCUGACCACGUGAGUGAAAACACAGAAUUGUAAGCGGUCCCUUGGGGAUUUUCUGUCUUUACGUCAUCCUAACCAUUUCGUACUUGCGGGCGCAAACAAUAGAAACGUCAUCAUUACCUACCGAUUCCUCGCGGCCCCUGUUCAAGCAAAUCGAGAUUUUUUUGUGGCCUACUGACUAUAUAUUUCAUCUUUAAGUACUUUCCUUCAUAUACACGCGAGUUACUAGAGUGCCUCCUUGGGAUUUCGCCUUCUGGGUGAAAUCCCUGCGGGGGCAAUUAAGAAAGCAUAAACAUUCGGGUAUGACGAUAGUCGUAAAAUCUAUUAUAUACUUUCCAGCGAAACCUAGGUAUGCUCAAAAUUAUGUUCGGAUGGAGUUAUUAUGCGUAUAAUGUUAUGGGUGACGGAUCCCGUCUAAAUAUUGUGAUUAAAUUCCACCGUUUAAUGUCGAGAGUCAAAUAACGAAAUUUCCAGGGCAACGUUUUCUCUCCUCUAUCUCGAUGGUAAGAUGGCCUUCAGUAUUAAAAGUGUUAUGAAUGAAGAAGCUGACAAAGGAAUCUAGCGAGAAGGCUAAAAUUCGUCCACAUACCGGUUUUAUAUCAAGACUAAUUAUCCGUCUCUAGUAAAAAUUCAGCCAUUAAAAUGGGGGUGUUUUUUGGACAGUUUCCUCAAAAUAUCGUUUCAGCAGGUUAAGUUUUUCUUGACAAUGAAAGAACACUAAAUAAGGCAGACGAAAUAUACUUCAUAUAUUCUGUUGUGCUAACACUUUUUUUCCGUUGUCCAGGCAGAAGACAAAAUGGACCUAUGUUUAGAUGAUCAAAAAGUUCAGGCUUUGCGACUGCUUAAAAGCACUGGAGUCACCAAUUUACCGGAAUCAAUAGACUUUAACGGAAUGGAUGGUGGAUUGCUCCGCGAGAUGCUUUACAAUGCGUCCAAAUUGUUUAAUGAGACGCUCAUUACUUGUGAUAAAAAGAAGUUUUUGAAGGUGAGACAGUUUACCGAUGUAUAUAAAUCUCUUUACUUCAUCUACACUUCAUCUAUGUUCACACUCUAUAUAUCCGAUAGCUUUUGCGCAUGCACGAAAACGAAUACAGGAUAGUAUAGGGCUUCUGUUCACACUUAAGAACGAUGAUAUCGGCGCGAAUCCGGAAGGCACUUUGCGAAACUAUGACGGUGGCGGCGACGGCACCUUUAUUUGAGUGUCAAUGUAUUUAGCACGAAAGUGCUAAUUGGGGACACUAUAUUAACGUCUCCUACUGGAGACGUGACCGCCAUUUUACGUGCUCAUCCGAGCCACGCGAAGGUCCAGCCGCCUGCAGGGCAAAGGAAGUACCUUCAUUUCUCAGUUGUUUUAAGACCAUGAGUGUUGGUCCGGCCCCGGGAAUCGAACCCACGACCUCCCGCUCUGCAGUCAAGCGCUCUACCCACUGAGCUAAUCCUACCGCGGUCAAAAAGCAGUAGGUUCAGUAAGCAAAACAACAAAUCUGCACGUGCACCACGGUUUUUUGAAAUUUUUUUGCCGUCCCUGCACGACUACGACUUGAAAUGACCAAAUUGUAAGCUUUUUUGAGGACGACAACGGCAAGGCGAUAUAUUCUACCCCUCUGUCUGAACUCGGCCCAGCCCCCUCUCUUCAGCUCCAACAAAAGUUUCCUUCUUUUUAAUAACUGGGCGACUUAGGAUAAUCGCGAAAGUGUUGAAAAGGCUGCGGAGUCUAUCUUUCAGCGACCUUUCAAUGGACGUCGCCGUUGUCGGAUCGCAAGGGAACGGAGCGAGGCUGCGCCGCGCCGAUCUCUUAAAGCGAAGAGCCACAUAUCGGAUAGGUGUUCACUGAUACUAUACUGGAUAGCUUUUUGUGUCAGCACGAAACGCCGUACGGCAUAAUAUGAAUAUAGCCUUAGUUGUCAUCCGUAUCCUGGCGAUGCCCUUCAAAAGUAAAUCAGUCAUUGGUAGUUAUCUAUAGAGCGAUUUUCGUAUGACCUUGAAAUGAAAACGCACGAACAAAACAGAAAAACAAACGAACGGAAAUAGAGCGAUUUGAUUGGUUUGUCGAACGGAUACAAACGCCCGUGGCUUUUGGUUGGUUUAGUGAACGCUUUAUGCCCAAAAACUUUCUAGUAAUCUACUAAUACUUCGCUUUGACAUCAUACUGCAAGAGGCCGUUGGCCAAUCGCACAAUGCCUUCUUUAUGUUAGGGUUUUCUUUGGCGGGAAAACGAAGAGGCCAUGUUUUGAUCUUUUCAUCCAUUUGCUGAUAAAACAAAUAACGAACACUUACCGAAACCAUUUUUCAAGGUCAUACGAAGAUUGCUCUAUUCGCUUGUUAAAAACCCUUUUAGAUUAAUAUGCAUUGUCAACCAUAAGGCCAAGUAGUGUCCCUGUUUUACCGUGAUAGCAAUGGUAAAUUUGCGUCGUGGUUGAGCCGUUUGUGCCAUAACCACGCCGAAAGCUGAGAAGCCUUUGCUAGCAGGGCAUUCCUGGGUAUUCCUGGUAUUAUACUACUACAUGGGAAAUUUCUGCAAUUUGAUUGGCUUAGAGCAGUGGUAUUUCAGCUUAAUUUGAAAUACCUACAUGUGAAAAUUACAAAACCUUUGUGGGUAGUAGUAUAAACAAAUAAUAACAUGAUUUGUACGUGAUAUUUGGCGUAAAUACCACUCGUGAUAUUUCAAAAUUGUCUCAAAUUUCACUCGCCUAACGGCUCGUGAAAUUACGAAUAACAAUUUCGAAAUAUCACUCGUGGUAUUUAUGCCAAAUAUCACUACAAAUCAUGCUAUUACCUAUACGAAUCGAACGGUUUUUAGGUAUCAGGUGAUCGAGAGGAACGGGCAGUGUUUACCCUUUGCAAAUCUUUUAGGUUAUCUGGGAGAUAUAAAAUACCGUUCACAACUGAUAAAUAGAAUCAAGAGAAGUCGCUUCAGUGGUGAAUGUAAUCUAGACUGAUAAAACACGGCUAAGUUUUCAACUCCAGUUUUGUCCAAAUAGACCCAGAGAAAACUGCUUUCCACAAUAUACAAUAAACUAAAGUUCGAGUUGUUUUAAGUUUUAACACCCAGUUAGGCCUUGUGUUUUAAAUAUUUCAAAUAUUGCUGGUCGUUUUUAUAAGCUGUACAUAAAUGUAGUUUUGGCAGAUUUCAUUCUUUUUAUGUUCCCUCAUUCAUUGCCGGCGGUAUUAUCAAAUAAAGGAAGGAUUUUUUUUCUGAAAUCCAGACACUCAGAAAGGAGUCUAUAUUCCCCAUGAAACAAUUUUUGAGGAUCUGAUCAUAGUUUCUCAAAACGUCUAUGCAUUCAUAGACGAACUGUUAGGGAAAAUUUUCAGUGUCCAAUUUCCAAUUCUGGUUCCAACGUAUUAGACAAUUGCGUUUUCCGUUUUGGCCUUCCAGGUUCCUGGAGGACAAGGUCUGGCCUUUAUAGUAUUCACCGAAACGAUAAAUAAGCUGCCUUUUGCGUCACUGUGGUCUGUUAUGUUCUUCUUGAUGCUCAUCACCGUGGGUAUUGAUACCGAGUUUGGAAUGCUGGAAGGCGUGGUCACCCCGGUCAUUGAUCAAAAUCUCUUCCCUAAGCUGAAGAAGGAAUACAUUUCCGGUUAGUGUUGACUCUAGCUCCCUGAUAGACUAUUCACAGUCCCCUGUUCUCCGUAAGUUCGUCGUGAUCGAGCGCUUUGCGUUACGAGCGGCCAUCUUAGUUUUAAAUGUUCCUAGUUUAGCCUGAAGAUGAGGGUCAAAUCUACUUAGGGACAGAGGACACUCUUCGCCCACCGGUAUAAGGCGGACUCCCACCCUUUUCUCCCCCUCCACUCGUACACAUGAAGCCAUGAUAGCCGCCAGUUCGUACCGGUUAGCGCUCGAUCCUAACGAUCUUACGAAACCAUAGAGGACUGUGAACAGAGCCCUAAAUUUUCCCUUGGACUUUCCAACAUCAGUUUCGAAUGCACAGUGCUAUCAAUAUCGGCGUUUUAAGACAAGCAAACUCGAAUUACAAGCUAUAGCUAGGAUAUUUAUUUUUAGUCGCUGUAAACUGGUUCCAGUGGUAGAAGAAUCCUCUGGACCGUUCUCUUAGCGCUUUCAAGCUAUUUGUGGAGUGUUGAGUCAUUAACCCUUAAUUAAGCCCAAAGAAUGAUCAACAGCAAAUUUGGUGACAAUAAUUUUAAAAGGAUAUGAUUACACAAGAGCGUAUUUAUUUGAUAUUUCAACAACUUCGAUUUCCCCACCCUAUAAUUCUAUCGGAAAUGUUUAGGAGCAACAAAUUAGAAAUAAAUAAAUAACGAUUUUAAGGUAGCACAUCCACUCAGUGGUUCUUCGUCUACCUAAUUCCUGGUCGAAUUGGAAUUUGGAAAUGUUGGUUUUUGAGGAGAGGGGAAAUCCGGAGUACCCCGAGAAAAACCUCUCAGAGCAAGAAAGAGAGCCAACAACAAACUCAACCCACAUAUGGUGUUGACGCCGGAUUUGCACCCGGGCCACACUGGUGGGAGGCGAGCGCUCUCACUACUGCGCCACCCUUGCUUUCCCCCAAAAAAAUUAAAUUAGGGUUGAAAGGAUAACCCAUUUUUUUUUUGGCUCUUUUAAGGUAUUAUCUGUUUGGUGAUGUGCGUUAUGGGUCUGCCCUUAGUACAGCAGUCAGGGGAAUAUUGGAUGCAAUUAAUAGUAAACUACUGCUCCAGUAUUCCACUGCUUAUCAUCGCCUUGGUGGAAUGCAUCGCUGUUUCGUAUAUUUACGGCAUCGACAGGUGAGAGAUAAACACAAGGCUUCUUACCUUGUUUACUAUUUACAUGUACAACUGAAAAAAAAAACCCGGAGAUUUUGGUUGUUACCGUUCAGUCCAUUUACAUGAGCAAACCAGUCGGUUGACAGUUUGGGUAAAUGGUAAGCAAAAUUCAGGACUGGUAAAUUUCGUCCUGGAAUGGCUUACAUUUGUACAAAUUGGCUCCAUUUACCAAAAAACAGCCGCGAAGGCCGGAAACUGGUAUCAAACAUGGCUUUGAAGAAAUGGAACACUAAUUGCCGUUUGGAAGAUUCCGCCCGGAAAAACAGGACUGCCUUAUCAGAUGAGUUCCGUUGCUCCCGGAAAUUUUCUGCCGGAAUGACCCAAAAAGGCGUGUAUCAUUUACUUUUCGACCAGAUUUUCCGCUGGAAGCUUUUAGUAAAUGGUAAGCAACCUUUGAAAACUGGAAAUUGGAAAUUUCGGUGAAAUGCCCAUCAAUGAAGAAGGUAUUCCAUUUGACAGUGGUUCCAUCCGUUCCUUCCUUGAGUGGUAAAGAUAGGGCUGCGAGAUAGCCUGAAACUAGCGAAACAUUUUCAGAAGUUCCACGUCCUCCAGAAAGAGUUCAGUGGAAGGCACAAAAAAUUGUGUGUUGCAUCUACAUUCCAACCCGCUAGUCCCGUUUUCUGAAUUGGGCAUUCCAGAUGGAAAGUCAUGUUCCAUUUAUCGACAUUCACCCCUCGGGGUAAAUAUGUGCCGUGGGUAUGUGGGUAUGUGCUGCCCCCAAAGGGUAUGGUGUUUGGGCCUUUUUUGCUUGAAAACGGGUAUACACUUUGCCUAUUUUGGUCUGGAAUUGGGUAUGGUUUUCGAGAGAAGUGCGUGAGCGUAUGAACCUACUGUCAUCUUUCAAUUCCAAAUCAAUAAGAACGAAAUAGAAAUAUGCAAAUUGGAAAUGCAUUUAAAGAAUUAUUUUGUUUGCGCCCUAAUUUAAGUAAUGAUGACAUAAUUUCUGCCUAAAGGCCUGGUCUGAAAACGGGUGUGGAGAAUGACAUUUUUUGGUCUGAAACAGGGUCAGGAUUUGGAGGGCCGGGCGGCACACUCCCACCAAGAAUUUCCAGUAGUACCCCCCCCCCCGGGCAUUUACCAUAUCUUUAUCACGAUCUCCAAGCCGUUUUCGCUUUCACCGUCUUAACUUGUCUUUUGAACUAAAUUGUUUGUUCCGAAUGGCAAUUACAUUCGAAAUUUUGGGAGAAAAUAUUGUUAAAUGGCAAACAACCUUAACUAUACCAUAUCAAACUGCAAGUAGCACUCUGGCUUUUUCCUCUCUCUUGCUCUUACACGCCAUCCACCUCACCCUAGAUCGUUAACGCUAUGUAGGUUGCAAAGUUUUCGUGAGAGAGCUGUAAGUUCCGUGUUUCAAUGCUACGAACCUUACGGCAGUUUUGAAAAACCUUUAAUGACAAAUUUCUACUUUUAAACAGAUUUAGCGACGACAUAAAAUACAUGACGAACAAACCGCCUCGUUUUAUUUGGAAGUGGUGUUGGAAAGUCAUUUCUCCGGUCACUAUAUUGGUUGUACUUUCUAUGAGCAUUAAAAGCAUGUCACAAACUACAGCAAAGUACGACGUAUGGGACCCUGUUAAGGUAGGUAAUUCUAAGUCAAUAAACCCCUUGAGGGCCGUUAGAUCACGGUAUAACAGGGAUCUUAAGCAACGACGACAGUGACGGCAACGAGAACGGCAAUAAACCAGUAGGUUUAGAUUAACAAGAUAACAACUUGCAUCACGUGCACGUGCAUCACGCUUUUUUGUAUAUUUCUUUGCCAUCAUUGCUCGACUACAACGUGAAAAUGCCUAAUUUCACGUUUUGUCGAAGACGGGAACGCAAAACAACAAUUUUCUUUUUCUUUUCCUGAAAUUUGAUAUAAUCCUUUAGAAUUCAACUCCAAAGAAAUUUGCCAACAUUUGACGUUGCUGUCGUCGUUGCUUAGGCUCCCUAUUAAUGUUCACGAUGGAAGGAAGGGAGAAGUGACAGAAAGUUACACAUUGUAUUGUGCAUGGGCAAUGUAGCCCGCCGGGAUCAAGAAGGCUGACGGGAAGCUUCCUUCCGUGGCUCAUCUGGGAAAAAUAACUGAAAUAUAAUUGAAUCGAUUUUUUUAGACCGGGCGGAAAAAAUCAUGGAUAGACAUUUUAGUACGAUAAUUGGGUUCGCCAUUCUGUUUUUGACAAUGAAAAUUUGGGGCUUCAGCAGCGACUUUAGUGAGACUUUUACUUAAUUGUCAAUUCUUAUUAUAAGAACUUAAAACUCUUCUUAAUGUUUAUAGUAGACCUGUUAUCUACGAAAUGAACUGGUGGAAAAGGAGUUCAACUAAACUGCUGCUUAUUUAGUCUUGUCCUUUUUUGUGUAGACUUCGUCGUCGUUGCGUUGCUUGAGCUUCCUAAUGUCUACGUGCCACAAAGGUUGGCGAUUGACCAAACAUUUAGUAUUCCUCAAAUGAGACACAGGUAAACCAGGAAUGGUGUCUUGCACUUGGUCGAUCUGUCGCUAAUAAAUUUCUGUCCUUUUUAGGGGAUUACAGUCUCCAUUCCUUAUCCAGCUUGGGGAAAAUUCUUGGCGAUAUUGAUCACUCUCAUGUCGAUAUUUUUUAUUCCUGCGGUGGCGUUUUUACGUUACUUCCGCGUUAUCAGCUUGGGAAAACCGGAACUGCCGGCUGUGGUCUUGGAGGGAGACGAGUACCCUUCGAACGAUUUGAACGCCUCAGAACUCCAGCCUCUUCAUAAUGGCAAGGCCCCAAAGGAAAAGAAAAUGCGAAAACUGAGUUUUGCCAGGAGAAAAUUUAGACUUGAAGAGAAAUUAGCAACAGAGAGUUCGGACACAAAUAAAAACGGUCCACUGAACCGUGUUAUUACUGCCAAUGGACAGGUCUAUCAACUAGUGAAUCAGCACAAUGGAGGUGCGGCAAUGUUUAUUUGACAUAGAUCGAGCAACGUUGGUUCAAUGUAAAUUUAAUUUUUAUGAAGAUCGUCUACAUGAAAAUUGCAUGAUCUCGCGACAACAACCAUACUAACUGGAACGUUAUCUGAUGAAUGUUCAGUGUCUGCUAGUCGAUAUCUCCCACACACCCUGGGCGUUGCCUUUAAGUGUGUGUUGGCAGAUUUUGAUUCCAUUGGAUUAAUGGGUCUGUUUUACCCAUGCAUUGUACUGAUGCGGAUAUUCUGAAGUCUAGAAAAGUGAUAUACCGAAUAUGUUGAAUUUGUCCUCGGUGACUAUUAAAAAGUCGCAGGAUUGCUGAAGUCAGGCUAUUUGCUUGGUAGUGCUACCUGGUGCAACACUAAAGCCCGGUUGAUGAUCAUAUUAUCUUUUUAUAGAAAACAGAUCACAAAUUGAUCGCUCAAGGGAUGAGAAAUCUCCUUUAGAACUUAGAAUGUAUCAUAGUUUCGAAUAUAACGGUUGUUGAUAAUAGACUUACUUAAAGAGUCAGAUCCAUUUAAAAAUGUGGUGACAGGGAAACGCAUAUCUCAAAGUUCUCUCGGAUACAAGGGCACAUAUGCAACGGGGUAAUCAAUUGAGUCAAGAUCAUCCCUCAGGCAACAUUAACCUCCUUGGCGCGAUGGGUAACCCUUGCCAAGUACAGUCGUAGAUGCAGAACAGCCAAUCACAAAUCAUUGAUUUGUCGGAGCAUCCUUCAGUACAGCGUGGCCAUCAGCGCGAGAAUCUGCCCGGAAUAGUUACGUUUGGCAUUGACUUACGCAUAGGAAUUUCCUUGAAAAGAGAAUCUUCACGUCUUAGUGGUAGUCUAAGUUAGACAUCGUUUAUUCAAUAAAAUAAUAAUCGACAAUAAUGUUAUUAAUAUGAAUGAUUCAAAUUAGAAUCCAGAUAAAGAGUUUGACCAAAUUUUCUAUUGUGAAC